AUGGCACCUCUCAGACUCCGAGUCGAAGGAAACGUUUUCCGUGAUUCUCAUAACCGAGAAGUCAUCCUAAGAGGAAUAAAUCUGGAUGCAACAGCGAAAUAUCCCAGAAUUCCCAAUGUUCCGUCACACGAGGUCAACGGAUUCUUCGACGCCGACGAUAUCUCCUUUGUAAAUAGGCCGUUUACUCUUGAAGACUCGCACACACAUUUCUCUAGGCUAAAGAAAUGGGGGUACAAUCACAUCCGGUAUGUGUUUACAUGGGAAGCAGUCGAGCACGCCGGACCAGGCCAGUACGACGAGGAGUGGAUUACGUUCACCAUCGAACUACUAAGGAUUGCAGGAUCGUAUGGUUUCUAUGUAUAUAUGGAUCCACAUCAGGAUGUGUGGUCCCGUUUCUCAGGUGGUUCUGGAGCACCAUUAUGGACACUUUACGCCGCCGGGCUCAAUCCACGGAAUUUCCCUGAUACGCAAGCUGCCUUAGUCCAAAAUACGUAUCCGGAUCCUGCAGCGUUCCCAAAGAUGAUCUGGAGUACCAAUUAUACUAGACUUGUUUGCCAAACGAUGUUUACUCUGUUCUGGGCUGGGAAGGACUUUGCUCCAAAGGCAAUAAUUAAUGGGAUGAACAUUCAAGACUAUCUUCAAAACCAUUUUAUUGCUGCCUGCAAGCAUCUGGCGGUCAGAAUCCACGAGACGGGGGACUUGGAAGAUGACGUAGUGAUUGGAUGGGAGAAUGUUAAUGAGCCUCAUAGGGGUAUGAUCGGAAUACCGGAUAUUUCUGUCAUUCCAGCCGAUCAACAGUUACAACUUGGGACGUCUCCCACUGCAUUUCAAGGAAUGAUGACAGGCGCGGGAUUUCCUUGUGAAGUGACUCAAUGGGAGUUUGGCACAUUCGGACCACAUCAAACAGGCAGAACGUUAGUUGAUCCAGAAGGCAAAUCAGUCUGGUUGAAAGUCGACCGUGCCGAUCAGUAUGGAUGGAAAAGAGAUCCGCAGUGGAAACUCGGGGAAUGUAUUUGGGCGCAACAUGGAGUUUGGGACCCUACUACGCUUACUCUUUUAAGGAGUAAUCACUUUGGCACCCACCCCAGAACUGGCGAGGCCCUCGAUUAUGAAGGUUUCAUCAAUACAUACUUUCUAGAGCAUUAUCGAAAGUAUCGUGAUGCUCUACGAAGUGUUCAUAAAGAUACAAUUAUGUUCUGUCAGCCACCGGUCCUGGAAAUCCCACCUUCCAUCAAGGGAACUGUGGAUGACGACCCCAACAUGGUCCAUGCUGUCCAUUUUUAUGAUGGACUUACCCUGAUGUCAAAACACUGGAACAGAUAUUAUAACGUUGAUGUAGUGGGUAUAUUGCGUGGAAAGUACUGGAUUCCGGCCUUUGGACUUAAAAUUGGUGAAACUGCUAUUCGAAGUUCCUUUCGCGACCAACUGCAUUACCUCCGCGAAGAAAGCUAUAAAAAUAUGGGCAAUCACCCGCUUUUGCUGACCGAAACAGGCAUCCCUUAUGACAUGGAUGACAAGUAUGCGUACAAGACCGGAGAUUAUUCUAGCCAAAUAAGUGCCAUGGAUGCAAACCAUUUUGGUAUCGAGGGCUGUGGGGGGAAUGGGUACAGUCUCUGGACUUAUGCUAGUGAGAAUUCACAUAAGUGGGGAGACAACUGGAACGGCGAGGAUCUUUCAAUCUACUCCCCGGACGAUUUGGAACUGCCAAUCGCGAAAUCCCUAGACUCCGGUAUGACUACGUUGGACCCUUCCUCUCCAUCAUUUUCGCAGAGCAGAGCCGACUCACAAGCUAUUCGGGUUGAACCGAGUAAUUUGAAAGCAGCUCUUCCUGCUGCCUCGAUUACCACGAAGCCCCAGCUAAAAGAAGGUGGAGAACACCGGGGCUUUCGUGCUAUUGAAGCAUUUGUACGUCCUGGCCCAGAAGCCGUUCAUGGUCGUAUAACGAAACAUGGCUUUGACCUUCAGAACUGCACCUUUACUCUAUCUUUGACUGCCGACUCGCCUACCGCCUCCGGUGCACCGACUCUCAUCUUCCUUCCGGAAUUGCACUUCCCAAAGGACAAGUCGACUGUCACUGUAAGUGGAGGGAAAUGGGAGAUUUUCUCUCUGGAGUUCCAGCACGGAAGCAUUCAAUUCUUGAAAUGGUGGCACGCCGAGGGAGACCAGACCAUACAAAUCCACGGUGUCAAACGAGAGCUCUCCGCCAUCGUCAGUCCACAUGACGACGAGGGGUACAUUGAGCAGUGCAAGCAACAUUCAUGCAUUGUAAUGUAA
This is a messenger RNA of Trichophyton rubrum CBS 118892, 2274 nucleotides long. RefSeq lists its product as uncharacterized. The transcript has 4 exons. The record is from RefSeq and is a predicted model, not a curated record. Bases 1 to 2274 code for a protein of 757 amino acids. Lineage: Eukaryota; Fungi; Ascomycota; Eurotiomycetes; Onygenales; Arthrodermataceae. Gene Ontology annotation, biological process: ergosteryl 3-beta-D-glucoside catabolic process. Gene Ontology annotation, molecular function: steryl-beta-glucosidase activity.